GAGAUAAAGUACCGCGUUGGCAGGGUACCGGAGAGAGAGAGCCUGAUGUAGUUUGAGGUGGUUGAAGGGGUAUGACGUGAAUACACGCGCUCGGCAUGCACAGCAUGCGCCGUUCCGCGCCCGUCGCCGCCGGUAGCGCGUCUUCGGGGCGCGUCAUGGAAUGGGCGGAGCGUUCCAAGGGAAAAGGGUUUGUUCAUUCGACGGUUUGGGGUCUAGAUUACCUUCGAUGGGUGCAUUCGCUUUUCCAUCCUGGUUCUUACUGACAAACUUCAAUUGCUUGCUCACCGAUGUCGUAGAAAUGUUAGGUGAGCACGAGGGCCGGCUUAUUUAAGGGUAGGUGGGCCUCCGAAGAGGUGUCAGACAACCUGUCAAGCCCGUGGCGUUGUCCGAGACGGUUUUGAAUGCGGGGCUGGGCGGGGCGAGUGAGCGGCGAGAAUGUUGUGUGACUGAAGCGGGGAGUGUGCAAUUACGAUGAUGUUCACCGCUGUUUCUUGGUGGUAGGAGUAGCAUGCAGA
Dacryopinax primogenitus is the source of this 515-nucleotide messenger RNA. RefSeq lists its product as uncharacterized. The transcript has a single exon. Bases 105 to 263 code for a protein of 52 amino acids. The record is from RefSeq and is a predicted model, not a curated record. NCBI's taxonomy places the organism in Eukaryota, Fungi, Basidiomycota, Dacrymycetes, Dacrymycetales, Dacrymycetaceae.